AUGUCCUCAAGUCUUGUUUCUUCUUCAGACAACAACAACAAUAAUAAUAACAAUAAUAACAACAGUAUUGUGUUGGAGUGCCAGCGCCUAUUGAAGUUGUACGAUGAUGCUGUGAAACAACUUCGAGUUCCUCUUGCAGAUAAAGCAUUCUAUGAGACCUGCUUCGUAUUACCUGUGCGAGAGCUGUUGGGAUUAUCAACUAGUGAACAACUUCAUCAUAAUCAUAAUAAUCAACAACAAAUAAAAAUAGAAAAGCAAAAAGGAUGUCUUAUUGCCUUGAGGGCACUUUGUACACAUCUGGAGGCUCAUCGUGAGUCGACGCUGCGGGUAUUACAGUUAUGUCAACAUCGUGAUGAACUUGUAAGAGAGUUACUACACUACUGUGAACAUUACGAAAACAUCAAUAAUACUAGUACUAAUAGUAAUAGUAGUAACAAUGACGUGGAAUCACGCAAACCAGAUGAUGAUAUAGUGACCUUCUUUUUAGAUAAAUUGAACGAACAUCAUCUUGUAACGUUAGUACUUGUGGAAUCUAUUUUUAACUGGCGUGAACAACUCACACGACCAUUUUCCUUUAACGUUUCUGGAGCCAAUUACAUUUAUCGUAUUAUGGAAGACUGCGCCAUGAUGGACACUAGCAAACUUGGUGUUGCCUUACAUCUGCAGCUUCGAGAAUAUCCACUUGGAUCCAACAACAGUUCUCUUCACAAAACUGGAGGAGGAAGAGGAGGACGUUCACGCAAAAAGGUUCGUCAAACAAGCAGGAAUGCACAUACGCGCAGUAGUAGUAGUAAUAAUAGUAGCCAUACUAAUAAAAUAGGCCAUAAGUACACCUCAUUCAUUCCCGCAACACUUAUGCAGGGGAAUCCCUCCUUGUGUCGACGGAGUUCCGUCACUUCUCUGUUGAGGGAAAAACACAAAUUGAAACAAGGAGAACGGCAACGAGAGAAGGUGAGAGAACAACGGGAUAAAGAGCGUCUCAUAUGGGGAGAAGCCGUUAUUAAAGGAGAACAUCUUCUUCAACAACAGUUGUUAUCGGAAUUAAUGGGUAUGGCAGAAGAAGGAUACUUUGUACCUUUUAUUGCAAUGCCAGAUAUACUACGAGAUUCUGAUAAGGGAUUGCCACUCGCUGAAGAUUCCACAGAGGUUUGGCGAAAGCAGCUUUUAACAACAAAUAAUAAUGAUUAUUUGAUGGGAUCUGUGGUAUCACAGCAGCAGCAGCAGGGUACAAAUGGACAGAGUAGUAAUCACACUAAGAAAGAGAAUGGAAUAAAUGAGAAUGAUAACACUGGUAAUGGUAUGGUAUUCUCAGAGAAAAGGCCUUCUGUUUACUCUUCCCUAUCUGUUAUUUCCUCUUCAACAGAGUCAUCAUCAUCAUCAUCGGUAAUACCAUCAUCACCUUCUUCCCCUUCUUCUUCUUCUUUGUCAUCUCUGUCCUCUUCCUUUGUGCAACUCAGCUCAUCUAGUUCUGCUGCUGCUCUUUCACCCGAAAGCUCCUCAGAGAAAUAG
Molecule: messenger RNA, 1509 nt
Organism: Trypanosoma theileri
Lineage: Eukaryota; Euglenozoa; Kinetoplastea; Trypanosomatida; Trypanosomatidae
Exons: 1
Coding region: 1-1509 (502 amino acids)
Source: RefSeq, a predicted model, not a curated record